AUGAAACAGGACAACUUCGCCAACCAAGGUGGACAGUUGACAAAGACAAUCGAAUAUCAAUGUGCUCUUGAUCUCCUGGACAAACUUCUCUGUUUCGUGCCAUCCCGUCGAAUCAAAGUCGAGGAUGCACUGGCUCAUCCGUAUCUGGAGCAAUACUAUGACCCUACAGACGAGACUAUUGAUUUGUGUACAUUAUUCAUGCUAACCGAUGCUCCGUCUCUGCUAAUGGGUUCUCUUACGCCCAAGUACGCUGAUCUGGUUGAGUGGAUCGUCAAAUCCGGUGAUUGGGAUUCCGAAUCCACAUGUUAUUAG
Molecule: messenger RNA, 312 nt
Organism: Echinostoma caproni
Lineage: Eukaryota; Metazoa; Platyhelminthes; Trematoda; Plagiorchiida; Echinostomatidae
Source: the annotation of a GenBank genome assembly